AUGGGCAACUCUCAGUCUUCUAGGCCAACCUCAUCUCACUCCAAGCCUCGCCAUACCAUAACCCGCCAACGCUCAGCCGUAUUCUCCAAGCUGAGCCUCGGCUGCACGUCAGGGAAUGGAUCUAUCCUAGGUUCUGACACCUCGAACGAAACGCUUAGUCUCGUUAACGAGAAGGCGGCAGCGUUUCGCGAGCGCGAGAACGACACUCAGCAGCACCAGCAUAACUACCGCCUUCGAGGACAGGAAUCUUACUCGUCGCUGGCGUAUUCUCCUCCCUCAGACCUCGCCCAAGACGAAUCUACAGCAGCCUAUAACUACUUCCUUCGCGCCUUCCCUGAAUACCAGCUAACGUGGAUUCUUGACACUUUACGCCGAACCGAUUACUCCAGGCUCGAGCGAAACGGGGAGACUUACGUCGACUAUAUGGGUGGUGCGCUCUACCCAGAAAGUCUGAUUCGCGUGCACACCUCCUUCCUUAAUGACCACAUCCUUGGUAACACACACUCUGUCAGCAAUAGCUCCCAACUCUCUGCGAAGUGUGCCAGCGAGGCAAGAGAGGCCGUCCUUUCGUUCUUCAGAGCACCACCAGAGUACACCGUGGUCUUCACUGCGAAUGCGACUGCCGCCCUCAAGUUAGUUGGAGAGGCGUAUCCCUUUGCGGCUGGAGGCUGCUACGUUCUGAGUGCGGAUUCUCAUAAUAGCGUGCACGGCAUUCGCGAAUAUGCCACUCACCGGGGAGCCCGCAUCUGCUAUAUUCCUGCUACUCCAACAGGAGGAGUGGAUACCCCGACGUCGAAGAAUUUCCUGCUGAAGAAUAGGCCCCGAUCAAAGGAGACAGCUCCUUGCUUGUUCGCCCUUACUGGCCAAUCUAAUAUCACGAAUGCGAAGAACUCACUGUCGCUGAUUGAAUACGCUGGAUCUCUUGGAUACCACACCCUUCUGGACGCAGCGGCUCUUGUCCCUACCUCCGUCUUCUCUCUUAGCGAAACCCCAGUAGACGCGAUGGUCGUUUCCUUCUACAAGAUGUUUGGGUUUCCUACCGGAGUUGGGGCCUUGGUCGUAAAGAAGUCCUUCCUGGCUCAACUCGAGCGACCUUGGUUCGCCGGUGGAAACGUAGAUGUGGUACAGGUUCCUGGAAAUAUCGUAACACGCUCGCAUCACCUACACGAACGAUUCGAGGAUGGGACUAUCAAUUACCUAAACCUACCCGCCGUCGUUGACGGCCUGCGCUUCCUCUCCGCAUACCUUCCGUUCCUGCCCCUGCGAUUGUCAUCUCUCCUCCACUAUCUGACAAGCAGCCUAACCCAGCUGAAACACGACACAAACGGAGCGCCAGUCGUUCGAAUCCUCUCGCGAUUACCAAAACGCCGCCUGAUGACUGUCGGGGAACAGGCUGAUUGUGGCUCAAUAAUUUCCCUUAUAUUCCUAUCUCCAUCAGGGGACAUGAUCCCUAACUCCUUUGUCGAAUACGCGGCAUCAAAGGAAUCUGUUUCACUACGAACGGGCUGCAUGUGCAAUCCUGGCGGAGCCGCUGCGAUUCUAAGCAUCCAAGACGAUAUGAAGCAGUUAUAUCCCGGCGUCACCCUGAAAGACUUCGAGCAUCACGUCGGGCGAGAGCUCGGCGUCGUGCGAAUUAGCUUUGGACUAGCCAGCAACUUCCAAGACGCAUGGAGGGUACUGAAAUUCGCCUCAUCGAUAGCGACAGAGAAAUCGAGACAGGAUCUAUGGUCUCAAUGGCUUCAAGAAAAAGAAAAGGAAUGCGUCGGACAAGCUAUAUGA
Messenger RNA from Pleurotus ostreatus (oyster mushroom), 1779 nucleotides. RefSeq lists its product as uncharacterized. The coding region runs from base 1 to 1779 and encodes 592 amino acids. NCBI's taxonomy places the organism in Eukaryota, Fungi, Basidiomycota, Agaricomycetes, Agaricales, Pleurotaceae. The transcript has 5 exons. Gene Ontology annotation, molecular function: molybdenum cofactor sulfurtransferase activity. The record is from RefSeq and is a predicted model, not a curated record. Gene Ontology annotation, biological process: molybdopterin cofactor metabolic process.